Messenger RNA from Annulohypoxylon maeteangense, 1470 nucleotides. Its product is annotated as trypsin-like cysteine/serine peptidase domain-containing protein. The record is from RefSeq and is a predicted model, not a curated record. Lineage: Eukaryota; Fungi; Ascomycota; Sordariomycetes; Xylariales; Hypoxylaceae. Gene Ontology annotation, molecular function: serine-type endopeptidase activity. Gene Ontology annotation, cellular component: extracellular region. The coding region runs from base 167 to 1306 and encodes 379 amino acids. The transcript has a single exon. Gene Ontology annotation, biological process: proteolysis.
GAUGCAAGUCACGAUGCUGGAGUCGGGAUAAGUAUAAAAGAGUACGCACGUUCUCGUCCUGUCUGGUAGUUUUCAGCAGCAGCAUCCUGGACUCAUCUUGCCUACUAUCUAGCCUCUACAACAUCAACGCCUCUUUGCCUCACGUGUUGUCUUCAGAACUCUAGACAUGGAGCUCUUCAGGUUUCUCGCCUUCCUGGCAGCCGUUCUGCCCGUUGCCUACGGUGCCCCUACCCAGGCUACAAACAGCCUCCACCCGAAGCUCCUAGCCGCUAUGAAGCGCGACUUGGGGCUUGACGCCGAGCAGGCCACUGCUCGUGUCGCCCGGGAUGUUUGGGCCACCGGCGUCAUUGACCAGCUGCGCACCUCGGCGGGUGACUCGUUCGCCGGCGCUUGGAUUGCUGAGGACGGCACCACGCUCAACGUCGCCGUCACUGACGAAUCUUUGGCCGCCGAGGUGACCGCUGCUGGCGCUACGCCGGCUAUCGUGGCCAACAGCUUCUCCAAGCUUGAAGAUGCUAAGCUAGCUCUUGACAACAUGGACAUCGAGCAACCCAAGACCCUCGCCACGGACUCAGCCGAGACGGGCAUCGCUGCGUAUUACGUCGAUGUCACCGCUAACAAGCUCGUCAUUGAGGCGCUCGCCGGCAGUAUCGCCCACGCCGAGUCUCUGGCCGCACAGGUCGGGCUCGCCGCAUCCGAGUUCGAAGUCAAGACAGUUGACGCGAUGCCGACCACCCUCGCCACCGUCCUUGGCGGCGACGCCUACAUCAUCAACCGAAGUGCCCGAUGCUCCAUCGGUUUCUCGGUCACAACUGGUUUCGUUUCGGCCGGCCACUGUGGUACCGCAGGUAACACUGCUACCACCAGCAGCGGUGCAUCGCUCGGAACCUUCUCUGGUUCGGUCUUCCCAGGCAGCGCCGACAUGAGCUACAUCCGCACCGUCAGCGGAACCACCAUCAGCGGCUACAUCGAUGGAUACGGCCAGGGUAACCUUCCCGUGUCGGGCAGCACCGCAUCCGCUACUGGUGCCAGCAUCUGCCGCUCCGGUUCCACCACUGGUGUCCACUGCGGUACUGUCCGCGCCCUGGGCGCGACGGUCACCUACUCCCAGGGACGUGUCACCGGCCUCACCCAAACCAACGUCUGCGCCGAGCCCGGCGACUCUGGCGGGUCCUUCUACACCGGUUCCCAGGCCCAGGGUGUCACCUCGGGAGGCUCCGGCGACUGCACAAGUGGUGGUAUUACCUACUUCCAGCCCGUCAACGAGAUUCUGUCGACCUACGGCCUCACUUUGGUCAGGGCUUAGUUAGCUACUUAUCACGGCCGUCGGCGACACUUGGGCUGUGGUGGAUCUUUGAACUGUUUGUUUGGACUUUGCAGAGAGACGAGCGGAAAUGUGUAUGUGCUAGUAAAGAUUGCCAGUCUAAUAAGCAAUGAAUUAUUGAAUCAAUUCAAUUGUAAGAUGCCGAG